CUCUGGAUGGUUUUUUUCAUUUCCGCCCCCCCCCCCCUCGCUCCAUUGCCCUCCUGUCCCUACUUGCCUUCCUUUGCCUCCGUGCCCUCGUUGCUUGCACCACCCUCUCGAUCCCCCUGUCCCCUGCCCGCCCCUCUGCCCCUGCUGCCGCUGCCCCCACCCCGAAAUGGCCGACGUUCUUCCGAUCCCGGUGUCCCCUCCCCAGGAUACCGGCAUUGUGGCCCUCUUCAAAUCCGGCCAGCGCCUCAAUGUCCAGUAUGGGGACUUCAUCAUCUCCGGAAGCAUCCACAGCAACCGAGCUCAGUUUGAUUUGUGUUGCCCUGUCGGCGGGGCAACCGGCCUCCGGGAUAGCCUGCCCAGUCGCCAUGGCCGGGCUCCCCCGAGCAACGAAUCGCCAAUGUCCCCCGAGCCCUGGCUCCAAAAGGUGCACCCGCCUUCAACCCAGCCUCGAGGCCUUCCCGGCUGCUGGGAGUGGCUUCCUUUGCCUUUUGGCGGCUCUCGCAUGCCGCACCGGAAAUAUGAAGACUGACCUCUGGUGGGGGAUGGCGGUGUGGCAUGGCGGCUGUGGGCAUGUGGGCGCGGUCUUCAUCGGCAGGUUGCCACCCCGGGCGAGGCGCUCCACGUCGCCGGCCGCGAGGCCCUGCUGCUCGACAACGGGCGGAUCGUGCGCUUCACCUUCGACGAGGCCGGCAUGGCCGAGACCGGGGUCCUCUAUCGUCAUGUGCCGGGCGCCGAGGGUGUCGGCUUCACGGUCAACAAGUCGCUUUUGUAUUUGGCCACCGAGCCGGCCACCCUGCUGGGCUUCCAACUGCGUGAAGAUCUGGUCCUCUUCGAUGACUCGCCCGGGGAUCUGCCCACCGAGGGCGUCUGCUCCUUCAAUGCCGGGCAUGUGGUGCUGAACUUCGGCAACAUGGUGGCCAAGCUGCGCUUCGGGGCGACCGGACCCGAUGCCGGAAGCCUGACAGCCUUGUCGGUCUUCCAGGUGGAAAGCUGCCUGGCCGGGGCCGGGGUUUCGCCCGAGGCCGGCUACCGGGCCCAGAACGCCCUCCGGGGCCGGGGGGAAAAUGGCUUCCGGAAUGUGGUCCCCUCGCCGGCCCGGGGGCUCUGUCCGCCGGCAUGCCCCUGUGCCAGCCUCCGUUUGCCGAAGCAGGUGUCUGCCCAUCAUAACCGCGUGCUGGUGGUUCGUCAUGGCCGACUGCUGUUGGCGGAAUUCCCGAUGCCGGUGGCGACCCUCGGGGUGUCGGCCCCGCCCGCCUGUCGAGCCCAUGAGUCCAUCCUCAUGGAGGGGCUUCCGGAUGGCGCGUGGCUCGAGCUCACGGUCACCCCCGGGCUGGUGCUCCUUGUGGACCCCAGCCGGCGGUGCGGCCAUUACAUUGACCUGGGGCGGCCGCUGUCUCGGUUUUCCCUCUUCCGCAAGAUCGCACUGCCUCUGUUCGAGGACAGUGUCGUUUCGGGGUCGUACCAGUUCAGCCGGACAGUGACGCUCGUGGCGCCAGGGGGCCUCAACUCGUUGACCGUCUCCGAGGGUGCCAAUGUCAAUAUCCUUACUCGGUUUGCCGAGCCCAUGGCGAUGAUGCCCUUCCGCAGCAACCAGGGGACUCUCUGUCGGCCGCGUGCGAAUGCUCCGGAGGUCUUCCGGAUCGAGGUGGAGGGCUUCGGAGACAUGGUCCCAGCCGGGCGGCUGAUGCUGGGCUCCAAGCGCGCCCUCUCGCUGCAUGAGAACUUCCUCGUGUGUCAUGAGUAUGUCCUCGGGACGGAGAGCUUCCGCCUGGCAGGCUUUUCCUUUGCCUUGCAGCUGGGGUCCUCGGGCAUCGCCGGUCCGGGGCGCCUGAGCCUGCAGCAAGCUUCCCCCCCGCAGGAUGGUCGGCUUUGCGUUGUUAUCGAUGGCCAGUGGGCGAUGGACGUGGACCUUGAGGCCCGGAAGGUGUCCGGCCUCCGGUCCUGGCUGCCGGCCGGCUGGCCUCAGUCGGGGACCGAUCGGCUGCCCCCUGGUGGGAUGAUGACCACCGUGCGACAGGAGCUGGCGGUGGCCGGGCCCAGUGGCGUGCUUCUGUACGGGCUGCAGGCUGCCGGCGAGCAGCUGGCCAUUGACCAGCAGCCCCGGACGGCUUGGCGGAGUGCCAGCCGCCCGGCCGGCAUCUUUGCCCCCCUCGAGCCGGACACACUGGCCGUUGCCACCGGCGGGGAGGUGCACUUUGUCCGAGCCACGGCUGACGGCCCGGUCCUUCGCUCCAUGUCCUUCGAUGACAAGGUGGUCGCCGUGUUCGGGCAUCGGUCGACGCGUGAAUCGCUGGCCGUUUUGACCCGGAGCUCGGUUCAAAUUUUCCACAACUGGGAGAGUGCAUAUGACAUCCCGCUCGGUGGCCGCCAGUGCCUGGCCGUCACGCAGUUGGAUGACGGGUCGCUGGUGCUGCGGUGCAGUGAUGGGUUUUUCGACCUGCUGAACUUCGAUGCCCUGAUGUUUGCCGAGCGCCAUGUCCAGUGGCGUGACCAGCCGGGGCCCCUUCCUGGGACCGGCACGCCCGAGCAAGUCUGGGUGUGCCCCUGGUUCUCGCUGUCGUGGGUGGCCCGGCACCCGGGCGGGCGCUUUGUCUUCCACACGGCCAACCGCCAACCGGAUGUCUAUGAGCCGUGGGCCUUCCUGCCGACGAGGCGCUCUUUCGCUCUGGAUCUGUCCUCCUGGCCCGGGGCCGGGGAGGACGCCCCGGCCGGCGCGGUCUUCCUGCAACAUGGCGACCGGCGCUUCUGUGUCAUCCUCUUCGGGCAGAGGAUGGCCCUCAUCCCGGAGGAGGAUUUGAUUCGGCUCUUCAUCGACCCGACCGACCCGAGCAUUUUGGGGCAGCCCCUGCAGUGCAGCAUUGUCAAUGUCGGGCUGCCGCUGUCCUCCGGCGACAUGCUGACCCUGGGCCCGGAGGUCCGGCCUCUGCAUCCGACCGUCAUCCUGUCGACCGUGGUAGAGGGGAAGUCGGCUUUCGGGCCCAAGUCCCUGCCCAUCGAGGGCGAGUCCGUGCAGAUGGGUCAAAUUCGUGUGGAGCUCUGGACGCCUGCCGCAGGGGCUCCGGACGGGGCCGCAGCCUGCUGACGCGUGGCUGAGCUCUCCAGCCAGGCCCCAUCCGGGCGCUCGGACUGGGAUGCAGGGUCCGGGCUGUGGUGCCGGAUAUCGGCCAUCAUGGGCCGUCGAUCGCGAAAUGAAUGUCCAAUGCCAA
This is a messenger RNA of Fonticula alba, 3206 nucleotides long. RefSeq lists its product as hypothetical. NCBI's taxonomy places the organism in Eukaryota, Rotosphaerida, Fonticulaceae. The record is from RefSeq and is a predicted model, not a curated record. Bases 692 to 3082 code for a protein of 796 amino acids. The transcript is spliced from 8 exons.